Messenger RNA from Fusarium odoratissimum NRRL 54006, 5379 nucleotides. RefSeq lists its product as uncharacterized. NCBI's taxonomy places the organism in Eukaryota, Fungi, Ascomycota, Sordariomycetes, Hypocreales, Nectriaceae. The coding region runs from base 153 to 3734 and encodes 1193 amino acids. The transcript is spliced from 3 exons. The record is from RefSeq and is a predicted model, not a curated record. Gene Ontology annotation, biological process: autophagy; vesicle-mediated transport; endosomal vesicle fusion. Gene Ontology annotation, cellular component: cytoplasm; fungal-type vacuole membrane.
GCUUCUAGAGCUUCAGGUACGUUGAUCCACUUGACUGAUGUCAACAUACGCCAGCCAGCCUCGGGUGCCUGGAUACAACGUUUUCGAACUCGAGGAGGCACAACACGACAUGCGCUGUUCGCUCAAAUGAUGCUGUUGAUAACAACGUCGCUAUGACAUCAGAUGGCUCAGGCGAUGGGCCUUCAAUUACAAGCCCAGGGCUAACCAGUCGCGAGGUUGGCCCUUAUGUUCUCAGGACUUUAUUGGACGAGGUACCACUUUCUGCAGACGGCUCCAAAGAUGAUAUCAAGAUCAACUGCGUAGACUAUCUAGAUGCGAAUCUGUACGUUGGCACAUCUGCCUCAGAGCUGCUUCACUUCGUACAAAUUCCACCAGACCCAAACGAUCGAUCCGGGCAACCCGUUUAUAUCCUCGCAUCUCGACUGUGUCCUCAAUAUGUCGAAACUCCAGGCACUCCGAACUCGCGACCCGGCGUUCAGCAAAUCCUCCUACUACCUCGUGUCGGCAAAGCAUGUAUUCUAUGCAAUUGGACCGUCACUUUCUAUUCCCUUCCCGAACUUAGCCCUGUUUUUGGAACAACUCUAGUCAAGAACUGUAGUUGGAUAGGUGGCAUUGAUCUGAAUGAGCCCUUGUUCGACGAUGGAAGUGCAGAGAGAGGCGGAGGUGUCACUAUCCUCCUCUCUCUUAUGCGAAAGAUCCAAGUCGUGCGUGUGGGCGAGGACGCGCGCGCUUUUAAGAAAAUCGACUUCUCUGGAAGCACCCUGUCAGUCCGUAGGGACUCAAUCGCUUGUGUGGCAGACUCUAAGUCGUAUGCGCUUAUCGAUGUGGAACAACAACUCAAGAUCCCCUUGAUGAGCAUUUCAUCCUUGGAAGAAACAACUUCGCCCAGUGAAAUUGGACAUGCUCAAAGCAUUGGAGCGGAUACAACAAGUGGGCUACUCCGAAGCUCCUCUUCGACCGGAAACCGCACAUCUAGCGAAGCCCCAAGCCAUAGUCGGAGCACAAGCUUGGGAGGUUCAAUAUUGGACAGUAUCCGUCGACAAGAUCAUCGUGGCAACGAAGGUGAAGAUUUCCUUGGUCGCAAUACCUCGCCGCAGCCAUCAAUAAGCCCCAGGCCAUCAAUGGAGAGAGCUUCAACACCAAAUCCUCCUUCGCUCGAUAAACCUCUCCCAGCUGCACCUUCGCCAUCAGGCACUCCUUCUCAGUCGACUGACCCUCGGCCAAGACCUGGCUCCGUUUUUCUCAAGCCUCACAUCACUUCUCCGACCCCUGACGAAUUCCUGAUUGUCACUGGAACUGACCCUUUGGAGCCGGGGAUCGGCAUGUUUGUAAAUCUGGAUGGCGAUCCUACGAGGCCUACUCUCGAGUUUACCAGAUACCCCAAAGAAGUCGUCGUAGAUAGCCCGCCUUUAGAUGCUAACUCAUCACAACCAUCGUCGAUGCAGGAAGAAGAUGGUUAUGUUCUAGCCUCGAUGACGAGAGAAAAGGAUGGCUUGGAAUAUGGACUAGAGAUCCAAAGAUUUGACGCGGGCUCAGACCCAAACCCACAGAAGUUCUGGUUGACAGCUAGAGAAGCUGAUGGGGUCUAUGGCAUUCGUUCGCUUGCUGGCAGCGAAGAAACGCGAUUUGAUGAAAUUGUUCAGAAAUUAUCGCAAAGGCGAUACACACCUUUCUCUGUUUCAAUAUCGCCUGGUACCCCUGAUCCUUCAUCUUCAGCCAAGACACCAGACUCGAGGACAGCGUUGUCAAUAGAACACCUCUCGAAAGAGAAAGAGCUCUUUGACAGAAACAUUGACUCACAGGACGAGGAAUCAUUGCCAGAAGAAUGGGAGGCAAAUCGCAAUGCAGAAGGCGAGGAAUUUGCUCGACAACUUGCCAAGGCUCAGGCAAGACUGGCAGUCUGGAGUGGAAGCCGCAUCUGGUGGGCUAUUCGCAAUCCUUUACUUAUACAACUUGACGCCGCCUUGGAAGCAGCUUGUGUCGGAGAUAUUUUUAACCCUGCCGAGCUGGACAGACAAGCGAUAUUCACCACUAUUAACUCUAUCAGGGGCCGGGAACCGCAAAGCGAGUUGGAAUUUAUGACUUAUGGAUAUAUACGGCAGAAAGCUGGCAUCUUGCUUUUGACGAACUUAUUAAAGUCUCCUGAAGACAAGCAGUUCACGGAAAAAGACGUGAAAGCUCUUGAAGAAGUGCUGAUCGAGAGUGGUCUUGACCCCAGAGUGGUUCUUUCGCUGAUUCCUAGCGUUCGAAACGAGAUAAUAGAAGGUUCACGCGGGAUCUGGAUAUAUGGCGGCGUGAGGAGAACCGCCGAUGCUUACCUCAGAAGCAGGGAGUUCCAGAUGACAUCAAAGGACAGUAUUGGAACACUGGAGCCGAGGACGAUGCACUUUCUUCGAAGAUUUCUUGGAACAUGGCGCAAGAAGAAAGGAUUCGGCAGUGUGGCCGACGAGAGAGAAGUGUUUCAUACAGUUGAUGCCGCGCUGCUGCUCGUGCUUCUCGAGAUUGAUCAACACUCACCCAAGGGGUUGGGCAAGGGAGGCGUUGUGAGAUCUGAGCUAUACGAGAUUGUGGAUAAGGGCGUCGACUGCUUUGACCGCGCAGUCGAUUUACUCGAAACAUACCAUCGACUCUUCGUGCUAAGUCGCCUGUACCAGAGCCGGAAACUGUCAGGAGAUGUUCUGGCCACUUGGAGGCGGAUUAUCGAAGGCGAGCAGGACGUAGGGCAGGAACUCCGUGAAGGAGAGCAGCGAGUUCGCGAGUAUCUGACCAAGAUCAGCAGCCAGGCUCUUGUCCAAGAAUAUGGUGUGUGGCUUGCAAAUCGCAACCCAAAGCUUGGUGUUCAAGUUUUUACUGAAGACAAGGGACGAGCACCCAAAUUUGAGCCCGCGCAAGCCGUUGCAAUCUUGCGAGAGGAAGCACCUGAUGCAGUAAAGUACUACCUCGAGCACUUGGUCUUUGGUAAAGGCCAUACCACCUAUAUCAACGAUCUGAUGGCGUACUACCUUGACGUGGUCGUUUACGAUUUAGAGUCAUCUGAUGAGAGCCAAACUUUGGUCAGAGCGACAUAUGAGGCAUACCGCGCUUUGCAGCCUCCUAAGCCUGCAUACAGCCACUUCCUUCGGGACAACGCCCCAGACGACAACGAGGUCUGGCACAGCCGUUUGAGGCUACUCCAACUCUUGGGCGAAGCCAAUGAUUAUGAUGCAGCAGCAGUAAGAGAUCGAAUCUCUAAACUGCCUGAUGAUCUUUUGGUGCCCGAGACCAUCAUACUUGCUGGCCGAGAAUGCAAACACGACGAUGCCCUACGCCUUCUGGUCCACAACUUGGGCGACUAUGAUACCGCAGUUUCAUAUUGUCUACGAGGUGGCGCAAGCACAACUGGCGCUGCUCCAUCUCAACGACCAUCUUUUGAGGAACAACGCCGCCUUUUUAACGUUGUUCUCCAUGAGUUGCUCACUCUUGAAAACAUCAGCGAUCGUGUCGAGCAGACAGGAGCGCUCCUGGAGCGAUUUGGCGGCUGGUUCGAGAUUGACGACGUACUCAGUCUUAUCCCUGAUGACUGGUCUGUCGACAUUAUCGCAGGCUUCUUAGUUGGAGCACUUAAGCGUCUUGUGGGAGAGCGGCACGAAGCGAUGCUGACCCGCGCCCUGAGCGGAGCGCAAAACUUGCGCGUAAGCUACGAUCGCGUUGCCAAGAUUGAUGAGAAGGGACCGAGCAUUGAAGCUUCGAAUUAAUAUGUCCCCAGCCAAGUAAGCUGGGCUGUUUCAUUUUAUAAAGAGGGGGAUCCAUAGCAAGCGUAUGUACAGAGAAUAUAUACAUCAUAAUUCAGGGGCAUUGCCUAUCUAUCCUUGAUAUCGUGAUCAUAUGCAUCUAACACAUUUGUAUCUUCGUACAGUUUAAGCUUUUCCUCACUUCGCAUGAUUUGUCUACCACUCUAACCAGUCACCCUCCAACUGUUGUUUUUACAACCGGAGAGCGUCCAUCUUACUCCGUAUCCGCCCCUCACGAAGUCGUCGCUCCGCCUCAUUCUGCGGGCGGUAGUCGAGUCGUCUCAGGGAGGAGAGCCAAUCAAUGAAGUAGAGAAGACGCAACUAGAAGAAUUGUCUUACUCCGCCAUGAUGAGCUCAAGUGGUUCCCGGAGCCCGAGCGUGAGGUGGUCAUGGUAUUUAAAGCCUCUUCUUUUCCUUCUUGCUCAGUGAAUUUGCCGGGCUUCUCGACGUCUCAUAUAAGCCUCAUGAUAUCGAAAUCCACUUCAGCGAAGCGACAACGAGCCAUCUCUUGCGCACCGUAAUGUCGUCCUCACGCUCAAUAUCCCAUGCUCUCUCUUCGCCGUUACAAUCUCUCUCCCAGAUCCUUUCAACCUCGAGUCCGACCUUCUGAAGCGCCGCUGCAUCAUAAAAUCCGCUCAUCUUUGUUCGGCCAGUAUGGAAACCAGCGACAACCCAACACCGGGCCUCGGGGGUUUGCUUGAGGAAGUGGGCGAUGGAGCGGUGCAGGUUUUCGUGCUGCCAGGGCAUCCAGAGACAAUCGGCGGCGAUGACACGGUCGAAUGAGUGAGCAGCUGAUGCGCUCAAAGGAUCUUCGAGCUCACCCCAGGAAUGGCCUUGGACGGAGACUUCGGAAAAGGGGGUUGUCUCGGCACCGGCGGGUGAUAGAGAGGGCUGGAUGUUGCGAGCGACGUUCGUGCUAAGGGUUUUGAGGACGGGCUCAGCUGGAUAGUCUGUGACAACGACACGCUUUGCGCCUAGCAGGCCACCCAUGAUACUCGGCAACGCGGUUCCGGCUCCGAGCUCAAGAGUCUCAAGUCCCUUCACGCUGAAUGAAAUGAUGUCCUGUGCCUCACGAGGCUUCUCAAGAGGAAUGCUGAGAGAGUCGGCCUCGAUGAACUCGGCGAGCAGAAGUGAAGCGUUCCAGAGGUAAUGUGAGAAUAGCUUGCGGUCAUCCUCCUUCACAGGGUCGGCGAGGUCGAUAAUAAGAGGCUUGGGGAGAUGGGGUGAGGCAUAUGAGAGGUUGUGUUCCGCAUCGCCGUGUUGAUUUGUGAUAUCGUCGGGGAAGAUGACGCCCAAGGAAGUUGAAAGAUAGUCUUCUGGACUAUCGGCCUCCCCGUUAACGGAGAUACGCCAGGUAAGAGACAUGACCUUAUUAAAAUAGAUCCCCUCGAAUGUAAUAUCAAUGUGAAGAUUUUCGUAAUUGGUGUAGAUGCCCAACCAGCUCCGAUGAUCUGACUCGAUCUCACUCAGACAGUUCUCCGAUAUGGCGUAUUAUAUGACAGAUAUCGAAUAGCUCAGACAGAUGCAAAAUAAUAAUAUGGCUAUGGGAAUGUACAGAUGAAGAUCUGUCGGAAUAAGGAUGAUGAGAGUAAACUUAGGUAGGCGUGAA